AGGACUUCCGGCUGUCGAGUUCCCGUCUCGCCACGGAUCGGGGCACAGACGCUCGGAGCGGUGGCCCCGGGGACUCCUGCCCAGGCCGUCCCGCUGCCCCCCAGCCCCGCCGGUUCCCCUGGGGGUCGAGUCUGCGGAGGCCGGAGGUCAGGUGCCCCGCCAGGCCCGGGGGAGCCGGCGGUGUGUGCGGCGGACGGCCUCUGCCGGCGGGGCGAGGGGAGCAGUGACAGCGGGGAGCUUGAGCUCCGCCGCGACCCACAGCCCCUGCGACUUCACUCGGGCCACCAGAGCAACGUACCACAGGCAGGAACUUACCUGGGCGUCUGCAACCAGGUGGCGGUCAAGUCCGUUUUCGGGGAGGGCCGCUCGCUGGCCUGUCACCGUCCUCACAGCGGAGAGCGGGCGCUGGUCUCUGCUCACCAGGGCCCCGAGCCCAUCACGGGCCCCAUCCUCGCGGCCUCAUCUAACCCCACUCCCUCACCUCCCAGCCAUCGGGCCAGGGCUUCCUUCCACAUGUGACUCUUCAGGACACACACAGUCAGUCCACAGCACUUUCAUUUUUUCUUUUUUAAUCCUCACCCGAGGGUAUUUUUUUUUCAUUGCUUUUUAGAGAGAGUGGAAGGAAAGGAAGUAAGAGAGGGGGAGAAAAAGAGAGAGAAACAUUGAUGUGAGAGAGACACAUCAUUGAUUAGUUGCUGGGGAUCAAACCUGCAACCCAGGCCCCGCCAUGUCCGGGUCUCAGGCCCCAGAGCCAGCCCUGAACGUGCAGGGAGACUCCACAACCGCCACGGGGGACGAGGCCGCUGCCGACGACGACGACGGGACCCAGCACUCGCAUCGCAUGCUCAGCUUCAGCGACGCACUGCUGUCCAUCAUCGCCACCGUCAUGAUCCUGCCUGUGACCCACACGGAGAUCUCCCCUGAGCAGUUUGACCAAAGCAUCCAGAGACUUCUAGCGACCAGGAUCGCCGUCUACCUGAUGACGUUCCUCAUCGUGACUGUGGCCUGGGCGGCACACACGAGGUUGUUCCAGGUUGUUGGGAAAAUAGACGACACCCUGGCCUUGCUCAACCUGGCCUGCAUGAUGACCAUCACCUUCCUGCCCUUCACGUUUUCCCUGAUGAUGGCCUUCCCGGAGGUGCCGCUGGGCAUCUUCCUGUUCUGUGCCUGCGUCAUCGCCAUCGGGGCCGUGCAGGCGCUGAUCGUGGUGUAUGCCUUCAGCUUGCCCCACCUCCUGAACCCCCAGAUCGGGCGUUCCGCCCACCGGGGCCUCUACCGGCGGCACAUCCUGCACAUCGUCCUCCGAGGCCCAGCUCUGUGCUUCCUGGCCGCAGGCUUCUCCCUGUUCUUCUACCCGGUGUCGUACCUGCUGAUGGUGAUGGUCAUCUUCCUCCCCUACGCCAGCAAGGCGGCCAGCUGGUGCAGAGGCAGGCUCCUGGGCCCCCGGGAGCCCCCAGCCCCCAGCGUGGAGUUCUUCACCUUUGACCUGCAGGAGCCACUCAGCAAAGAGCGGGUGGAGGCCUUCAGCGACGGGGUCUACGCCAUCGUGGCCACGCUGCUCAUUCUGGACAUCUGCGAGGACAACGUCCCGGACGCCAAGGACGUGGAGGAGAAGUUCCAGGGCAGCCUGGUGGCCGCGCUGAGCGUGGACGGGCCGCAGUUCCUGGCCUACUUCGGCUCCUUUGCCACCGUGGGCCUGCUCUGGUUCGCCCACCACUCCCUCUUCCUGCACGUGCGCAAGGCCACGCAGUCCAUGGGGCUGCUCAACACGCUCUCGCUGGCCUUCGUGGGCGGCCUGCCCCUGGCCUACCAGCAGACCUCGGCCUUCGCCCGGCGGCCGCGCGACGAGCUCGAGAGCGUGCGCGUCAGCUGCGCCAUCAUCUUCUUCGCCAGCGUCUUCCAGCUGGCCAUGUGGACCGCGGCGCUGCUGCGCGAGGCGGAGACGCUGCGGCCCUCCGCACGGUUCGGGGGCCGGGAGCACGCCUUCAUGUGCGCCAAGCUGGCGCUGUACCCCUGCGCCAGCCUGCUGGCCUUCACCCUCACCUGCGUGCUGAGCAGGUUCAGCACGGCCAUCUUCCACAGCAUGCAGAUCGCCGUGCCCUUCGCCUUCCUGCUGCUGCGGCUCCUCGUGCGCCUGGCGCUGGCCCUCCUGCGGGCCCUGCGGGGCCUGGCCCCGCCCGCACGGGACACCCUGGACCCGAGGGCCCCACUGCUCCCUGCCCCCUGCUAGCACCGCCCCUGCCAGGACUCGGCUUUGUGGGGACACGCGCCCAUCUGUGUCCUGGGCCCACCCAGGCAGGUGGGUGUGCUGUGGCCCUGGGUCCUCGGUGCCAGGCAGGCCGUCCUGGGACCCCAUGGCCCGGCCUGGCCCACCCUCCCCACAGUGGUCCUGACGCAGAGACAGGAGGGAGACGAGGGA
Eptesicus fuscus (big brown bat) is the source of this 2419-nucleotide messenger RNA. It is a transcript of the gene TMEM175, whose product is annotated as transmembrane protein 175. Gene Ontology annotation, cellular component: endosome; lysosome. The record is from RefSeq and is a predicted model, not a curated record. Gene Ontology annotation, molecular function: proton channel activity; potassium ion leak channel activity. The coding region runs from base 728 to 2230 and encodes 500 amino acids. Lineage: Eukaryota; Metazoa; Chordata; Mammalia; Chiroptera; Vespertilionidae. The transcript has 12 exons.